Messenger RNA from Acanthoscelides obtectus, 396 nucleotides. NCBI's taxonomy places the organism in Eukaryota, Metazoa, Arthropoda, Insecta, Coleoptera, Chrysomelidae. The record is from the annotation of a GenBank genome assembly.
AUGCCACCCAAAACUAGCGGUAAGGCUGCCAAAAAAGCGGGCAAGGCGCAGAAGAAUAUCUCAAAAUCUGACAAGAAAAAGAAGCGCAGGAGGAAGAAGAAAAAGAAACGCAGGAGGAAGGAAAGCUACGCAAUUUACAUCUACAAAGUGCUGAAGCAGGUACAUCCAGAUACCGGUAUUUCCAGCAAAGCGAUGAGCAUCAUGAACAGCUUCGUCAACGAUAUUUUCGAACGUAUCGCAGCGGAAGCAUCCCGAUUGGCACAUUACAACAAACGUGCCACGAUAACUAGCAGAGAAAUUCAAACAGCCGUUCGACUAUUGCUACCAGGAGAAUUGGCCAAGCACGCCGUCAGCGAAGGUACCAAAGCCGUAACCAAGUACACCAGUUCGAAGUAA